Molecule: messenger RNA, 1518 nt
Organism: Capsicum annuum
Lineage: Eukaryota; Viridiplantae; Streptophyta; Magnoliopsida; Solanales; Solanaceae
Product: lipoamide acyltransferase component of branched-chain alpha-keto acid dehydrogenase complex, mitochondrial
Exons: 8
Coding region: 1-1518 (505 amino acids)
Cellular component (GO): cytoplasm; mitochondrion
Molecular function (GO): lipoic acid binding; acetyltransferase activity
Source: RefSeq, marked provisional
AUGAUUUGCCGGAAAAUUUAUCAGAGUAAACUCCGGAAUUCCGUGGUCCGGCAGAGCAUUUGCCGGUGGUUUCAGUCUUCUGUUGCUCCGUUGACGCCUGCUGCUACUGUAUGUAGUGGUAGUAGUGGCAAGAGAAUUCAAUCUCAACUUCACUUUUUUAGAAACAGUACGACAGCGUUUUGCUCAUAUAAUAAGCCAAAUGUUUCAUUUACUCUAAGAGGGUGUAGUUUUACAACUCAAGCUGCAAUAGAUCUCCCUGCUGGCGGGGUAAUUGAUAUACCUCUGGCACAAACAGGUGAAGGUAUUGCUGAAUGUGAACUUCUCAAAUGGUUUGUUCAGGAGGGGGACCUGGUUGAAGAAUUCCAACCUCUUUGUGAAGUUCAAAGUGACAAGGCAACGAUUGAAAUAACAAGUCGUUACAAGGGAAAAAUUUCUCAAAUUCUUCAUGUUCCUGGUGACAUCGUAAAGGUUGGAGAAACACUUUUGAAGAUUGGCAUUGAUGAAAUUCCAGAUCCCAUUGAAACUUCUGAUGCGUCAGAAAAAAUGACAUCCCUGGAAUCUGAUUGCAGUGGCUCAAGUGACAUCAGCUCUGUGCCUGGAAAACCCAAGAUCGGUGGAGUGUCAUCCACACCUGCUAUUCGCAACCUUGCAAAGCAGUAUGGUUUGGACAUAAAUGAUGUACCUGCAACUGGGAAAGAUGGAAGGAUACUUAAAGAGGACGUUAUAAAUUACGCAAUGCAAAAAGGACUAAUUGAAGCACCGGCAUGUGCACUACAAAAACUUUCAGAGGUUUCACCUCUCAUUGGAGGGGGAUAUGAAGAUAAGACACUUCAGCUAAGGGGAUACCAGCGUGCAAUGGUUAAGUCAAUGACAUUAGCUGCCAAAAUUCCACAUUUCUAUUAUGUCGAAGAGAUGAAUUGUGAUGCACUUGUGGAGCUCAAAACAUCAUUCCAGAAUGAGAAUUCUGAUCCGGAGAUCAAGCAUACUUUCCUUCCUGUCCUCAUAAAAUCACUUUCGAUGGCUUUAACUACACAUCCCAUGCUAAAUAGUCGCUUCAAUGAGGAAUCCUACGAGGUCAUCCUAAAAGGGUCUCACAACAUCGGAAUAGCAAUGGCUACUCCAAAUGGUUUGGUUGUACCAAACAUAAAAAAUGUUCAGUCUCUCUCAAUCUUGGAGAUAACAAAGGAACUGUCACGACUACAGAAAUUUGCUAAGAUAAACAAGCUUAGUCCUGAUGAUAUAUCAGGGGGAACUAUUACUCUAAGCAAUAUUGGAGGAAUUGGUGGAAAGUUUGGUUGUCCGCUCAUAAAUUCACCUGAAGUUGCCAUCAUAGGAAUGGGCCGGAUCCAGAAAAUUCCACACUUUGCUGAAGAUGGGAAUAUAUAUCCUGCAUCAGUCAUGACGAUUAAUGUAGGUGCAGAUCAUAGAGUUCUUGAUGGAGCAACAGUUGCAAGGUUCUGCAAUGACUGGAAAAAGUUUGUGGAAAAGCCAGACCUCCUGUUGUUGCAUACAAGAUAA